Molecule: messenger RNA, 327 nt
Organism: Microthlaspi erraticum
Lineage: Eukaryota; Viridiplantae; Streptophyta; Magnoliopsida; Brassicales; Brassicaceae
Source: the annotation of a GenBank genome assembly
AUGUCACUCAUCCAUCAGAUAUUCUCCCUAGCCAUCUCUAUGGAUUCAAAGUGCCAGAAGCUUAUUUCCUUAUGCCCUCAAGUAGAGGUAGAUUACGAAGAAGGGAAACUUCGUGUGACUGGAAAAGUAGAGGGGAGCAAUAAAAGGAGGGAUUGUCUCCCUAUGUCCUGGAAAAAAUUCAGUUUACCUGGGGAAGAAGCUACCCAUUUUCGCUGCGUUGGUUGCAAUGGGGAGAAACAUGGAACAUUUGAAAAGGCUCCACUCAAGAUCAAACACUCUUCAUCCAAAACAUUCUCUUCAACUUGUCUUGCGGAGGGAAUAUGCUAA